UUUUAAAUAUCACAAUAAACUUUAAAUAUUUCAGAGUGAAAGUCGGAACGUAGUCGGAACGUACGUCCGACAGUGUUUUUUCAUAAAUAAAUAUUGGAAACCAAACUAAAUAAAAAGCUCAAUCACAGAAAAAAAUAAUGUUAGGUUUGUUUUAGUUGAUUAAUAACAAAAAACGGUACAAAGCAAAAGUAAUUAAAAAUGAGCAUUACAGAUAAUGCGUUGUAUGGUAAUACCGAUGGUACACAGAAACAUAGUUUUUCUCAAAAAGAAUUUCUCAAUGACUAUAUUAUAGAGACACUCUCUUCCAAGCGUAAAGCUGAUGAGAUUGAUAAACUAAAACUGCGUUUAAAAGAGAAAUCAAUUUUGUUAGAGAAGGCAAACACCUUUAAAAAAAAAAAAGUAAACACUCUAAAAGUUUCUAGGAAACUUAACAAACAAUUCGGUUUGCAUGAGGUACCCAAAUGUGCCAAGUAUAUAGACUUUCUUCCUUUACAUAGUUUAUGGCUGCAGUAUAUCAAAUCCAAUUUUAAUUCUGUUACUCUUAAAGCUGAUGAAAAACUUUUGAGAAUCGAUUUUCAUGGAGCUCAAAUCAAAGUAAGAAAUUCUAAGUGCAAGUCUUAUAUAGGACUAAAUGGAAUAGUUGUCAAAGAAACUAAAAAUAUUUUUGUUAUAAUAACAAAAAAUGAUGAAGUAAAACGAAUUCCAAAGUCAAUGUCAAUAUUUGAAUUAAAAUUGAAUAAUUUUUUAGUAAAAAUUGCUGGUGAUGCCAUAUGCGUUUUACCAUCAAUUCGAGCUAGUAAAAAGUUUAAAUCUACUAAUAAAGUAAAUCACCUUCUAAUUACAUCAAAUUUUUAGUUAGAAAUCUGCAUUAGUAAUUACAAAUAUGUUUUUUGUGCAAAUUAUUAACAAUAUAUAUAAUAAAAAAUAGUCAUUGA
This is a messenger RNA of Hydra vulgaris (swiftwater hydra), 935 nucleotides long. RefSeq names its product ribonuclease P protein subunit p29. Gene Ontology annotation, molecular function: ribonuclease P RNA binding. Gene Ontology annotation, cellular component: ribonuclease P complex; ribonuclease MRP complex. NCBI's taxonomy places the organism in Eukaryota, Metazoa, Cnidaria, Hydrozoa, Anthoathecata, Hydridae. The record is from RefSeq and is a predicted model, not a curated record. Gene Ontology annotation, biological process: rRNA processing; tRNA 5'-leader removal.